Messenger RNA from Cydia pomonella (codling moth), 3610 nucleotides. RefSeq lists its product as uncharacterized. The record is from RefSeq and is a predicted model, not a curated record. The coding region runs from base 1297 to 3027 and encodes 576 amino acids. NCBI's taxonomy places the organism in Eukaryota, Metazoa, Arthropoda, Insecta, Lepidoptera, Tortricidae. Gene Ontology annotation, biological process: mitophagy by internal vacuole formation; mitochondrial protein catabolic process. The transcript is spliced from 9 exons. Gene Ontology annotation, cellular component: mitochondrial outer membrane.
UAUAAUUAGCCGCUAUCUGAUCGCCGCCGCGGCCUCGGCGCGGUUGCGUCAUGGUGGUAAGAAAGCUCGCGGGAAACCUCAGUUAUCUAUAUUAUGUCAAAACGUGGCAUAAUCGGAUUAAUCAUACUCACAAGAGGAGGUGCGGUGCACAAUUAUAAAUAAAUUUAUAGGCGUUGGGCCCUAUAAUUGAUGGCAGUAUUAACAGUUCACUAAUGAUAUAGUUAAGAGGGUAAUUGGGUAAGGGUGGGUACGUGAAAUUUAUGGCGUCAGCAAAGAUGUCCCAAUUACAAACUUGAAGUGACAGUGUCGACGGAGUCCCUAGCAGUUUGGCAGUUGGACAAAUUUCGCCAUAUUUACGGGGUUAAACGUAACGGGAUUGGGCAUUUUUUACAGCUGGUGCUGUAGUUAUCUUCUACUGCUGACUUUUUCUGAUAAAAGAUAGUCAUACUGUGUUAAAGAGAGACCAAAGAUUUUAAUCAGAGUUCAGUGCAUGUCUUUCGGCAUAUGACGAAUAAUCUUCAUUCCUAGACGAAAACCUGUGACUCCUGCGACCCAGGUUAGCGGGUAAAAUGACCCUGUACCGCUAAACUACCACAUAUAAAUAUCUCUUUAAUAUUGUGAAACAUAGCCCAUUAAUCCUCAAAACUUCAUUUAUCAGCCCAUUCAUCUUCAAGCUCUUGACAAAUGUGAGUAAGCUUCUGUGUUUUGUUAAACUUUUCAAUGAAUAGGCACAAAACAAAACGAAAGACGCGCUCCGAUGCUCCCGUCAUCUGCCAUCUCCGUAUCGCGUUUAUGUCUAUUAUGUGGUCGAUCACAAUUUGUCCCUUUCACUCAGUAAGAGCCGGAGAAAGAUGCCAUCGUAUUAAGAAACUGCCGCUGGCGCAGCUUAUUCACAAAGCUUCGACUUCGCUACAAUCGAACUGCUCUGACAUCCAAUUACGUAAAGUUAUUAUGGUCAAGUUAUGCCAGUGCAGAGACUGUAGACGAAUACCAGCGUCUACACAACUAACAAUUUUGAAAACUUAUUUGUACGCAUAAGAUCCACAAAUGAUUAGUUAAGAAUGUUGCUGUUUGUAGGUGCUUGGUGAAUGGUGGCAGUGAGGAGGCUGGUCGGCUGCGCGCGCACUGUAGUUGGACACCCCGUGGUGCGCGCGCGUCUCGGUCGCUCUUUCCCUCGAUCUGUCGCUCGAUCGAUCGUUCGAUCUCACGUGUCUCGCGUGUGCAUUUCCAUUUGGAUUAACUUUUUUAAAUUGAUCGCGACGCCACGGUGUCGCGCGAUGGGCUGACUCUUUCACCAUGGAGAAGGAGAGUCGCGAGCGCAUCGGGCGCGGGCGCGAGGCGCGCGGCACGUCGCCCCGCGCGGCGCUGCGCCGCGUGCUGCUGCUGGCUGAGGGGAGGCAGUUCCGCGAGGCGGCCGCGGUGGUGGCGAGGGCGGGGAGCGGGGUGCUGGCGCCACUCGCCGCUGAUCUACCGCUGGACCUGCUAGCCGACAGCCUGCCGCACUCCGCUGUGCUGAUCGAGCUGCUUCUCAACAGGCUGGUGGAGUUGGACGUGUCACCGCGGCCGUCGCUGCCGGUGGAGGCGCUGGCGUGGCGGCUGGCGGCGCUGCUGGGCGGCCCGGCGGGCGCCGGCGAGGCUGCGCGGCUGGCGGGCGCGGCGAGAGCCUUGGCGCGCUACCAGCCCGCGCUGCCCGCGGCGGUGGACGCGCGGCGCCGGCAGCUCGACCAGGCCGUGCACGGUCUCGGCACGCAUGGUCUGACAGCGGCCGCAGGCGACGGCGGCGACAGCGAGCUGGUGUCGCUGCACUCCGCCCUGCGCGACGCGCUCACCGCUCAUGUCGAAGCGUACAAGCAAGCGCUACACAAAGUUCAGGAGCUGAGCGCCGUGACGGCGGUGACGGCGCCCGCCGCGUCCUCGCACCAGCGGCUGCUGGCGCUGCCGGCGGCGGACGUGGAGCGGCGGCUGAUCGACAACGCGUCGCUGCUGGCGGCGGUGCGGCGCGCGCCGCCCACGCUGGCGGCGCUGGCGGCGGCGCUGGACGCGCGCGUGGCGGCCGACAAGCAGGUGCUGGCGUGCGCGGGGCUCGUGCGCCGCGCCGACCCCCACAAUCAUAAACCACCCCCCGCUAACGACACCAGGCCGGUGGCUGGCGUGCUGAUGAGUUACUCCCGCGGCUGCGCCACGCUACUGUCCCUGAUGACGGACGGCAAGGGCCCGGCGCCGUCCGGCACGGAGCCAGAGCCGGGACCGGAGCCGGAACACGCGCCGGACCCGCCGCGCUCGCCGCCCGACUCGGCCAGCGACGGCUACCACUCCGACAGUGACCACUCGCACCCCGCCCCCGACAGGAGCAGCGUGGUGGCGGGCGCGGUGGCGGCGUACGGCGAGGCGUGGGCGGGCGCGGCGGCGCGCUGGCUGCCGGCGCUGGCCAGCCUGCCUUCACUGCGGCGGGCGCCGGCGUUGCCGCACAAGAUCGUCUUCUCCGUGGUGGUGUUAUCGUUCCGCGCGGCGAUAAGUCUGCGCGACAAACGACUGGCCGAGGUGAAGGCGCUGCUGGGCGCCGACGACCCCCCGCGCCCCCCGCAGUCGACGGCGGGGGAGGACAGCGGCUCCGAGGGCGCGGGAGCGGAUGAGGAGGCGUUAGCGCGGCUGACAGCGGCCGCUACGAGAGUAUUACGGGCGAAGGCGCAUGUCACACCGCUGCAUGAUGCCGAGCGAACCGUCGUCACACAGGUGGCGAGCACAUUACGCGAGUACACGGGCCUAGCGGAGAGCACAGCGCUGCGCGCGCUGACGGCGGCGUGUUGUCGCGCCGCGUGGAGACUGGUGCUGGCCGCGCCGCAGCUCCGACUCGACACCGACUUCACCGCCACACGCUUCGACCCCGAGAAGCACGUGGUGUGGGUGGCGGGCGCGGGGCGCGCGGCGGCGGCGGGCGGCGCGCGCGGGCAGCCCAUCCGGAGCUUCGUGUGGCCCGCGCUGCUCGACCACCAGCGCGUGCUGUUCCGCGCCGUCGUGCUGGUGUGACCUGACCGGUGCGCGCCCCACACCGCCACGCCCCAGGCCAUCCACGAACACGCGUACUUUGACUCAUAUUGUCAUCUUAUUAAAGGUUACGUACGACAAGUCUGCGCGUCAUCCUGGAUGACACGAACUAUACACAGGCUACUUCGAGGUUCUUGCCAUUGUUUGAGCGGCAACUCUCGACGUCCAGAGCUGUCACAAUUGAGGCUGCCUUAUCUUACGAAAGGCGCUAGGAACCUCUGAAUAUUGUCGCUGAGACAACGUACAAAAUGGUACUGAAAUUAAAUUCGUUGACCUUACAUCGUGUAAGUAAAUGCACAUGAACAGUGUGUUGAGAACAAUGUAAACGAUCACACGGCGAGCUUUUUUUGAAUCCGUUCGUUUUAGGUAAAAGCUCUAAGCGAGGAUGAGGAGGAGGAGGAUUUAGCUCAAAUACGAGUGCCUUGACCAAAUAGUUACAACAUUUUAAAUAAGAAUCUUAUAAGAUGAUUUCUUAUAAUAAAACUCAUGUUUAAUUUAGUUACAUAUUUAUUUAGUUUUAAGUGUACAUUGUUAUUUUAAGAACAAUAAAAAAUAUUCGUUAGAA